UUUUCCAUUGUACCGGAUAUGUCUAAGUGGUACGUGGUUAAACCUAAUACAUAGGUAGUAUUAUUUAUAUGAGACUUAACAGAGUGACUUUGCGAAGCUGUUUCCUAUACAAAUCCUAUCGGCCUACAGCUGCCUCUCGAGCUGUCCUACGCCAUAGCGAUUGUGCCAUUGAUGACGUUUCCGUUGACGCGGUGGCUACUGACAGUACUUAAUUUGUGUAAACGCAAAGGAGAAAGAUGGAAAAGAAACUGUUUGAAAUCCUUGUGCUUUGCGUAUCCCCUUAUUGGCGUGGGUUUUGCACUUCUCAGAAAGUUGGAAUUGGUGCUGCUGCCUUUGAAUAAAUACAUAGGAGGACGAUGUAACAGACAAAAUCUGAUAUCAUUCUGCUGCUGUUUUGGCCUCCCUAUUGGGUGUAAACUUCUACAAAAGCUAUGGUCAUUGAAGGACGUACUAGGCGGAGGAAAGCAAGAGAAAAAACACCGACCUACUGACAGGACCUGGCGAUUGCCUAACGGGAUACCCAAUAUCGGUAACACCUGCUUCAUGAAUGCAGUUAUUCAGGUGCUCUGUGUGACACCAAACUUUAGAAAACAACUACAGAGAGCCACGGAACAGACAAAAGAUUGUUCUUUAAUCAGUCCACUGUCAAAGACAAUCCAGUCAUGGCUACCGGUACCACCAACACUGAUAAAAUGGCCUGUAGGUCAGCUGAGGAGAGUGCCAUCAAAGAUGUACCGGCUUUUGUUCAAGGUACCACCGACACAGCUGGACCAGUCGCUGCUGGCUCUGGUGUAUGCCGUACAAUUUGAGUCACAAGUGCCAACAACACUACCCCAGGCCGUCAUUGACUCGCUUACUCAAAUCGAUGAGAAGUUCGAGGGCAACAAGCAACAGGAUAGCUACGAAUUUUACAACAAGGUUCUUGGGGAACUGGAGGAUUUAAGUGAGGAGAAAUCCAGGGUUCAUGCCACGGGAACAGACACGGAGAAAUUAAUGAAGACGUCACCGAUAUCCCGUCUGUAUGGAGGUGUUUUUUGUAACAUUUACAGAUACAAUACCUGUGAACAUGUUGACCUCGUGUUCCAGAGAUUCACCAGUAUUCCUGUACAGAUCCUACCAACAUCACAGAACCCUAAACACGAGUUGGUGCGGCAUGAGGACGGCACCGACAACGAUCAUUCAAAUAUGCAACGAAACAAAGAGGAAGCUGGCAUGCAAACUCAAUGGUCCCCAGUAGAACAGCAAGCUGACAUCCAAACCAAUAUGUCCUCAGUAGAACAGCAAGUUGACAUCCAAACUAAUUUGUCUCCAGUAGAACAGAAAGCUGACACCCAAACUAAUACGUCCCAAGUAGAACAGAAAGCUGACACCCAAACUAAUACGUCCCCAGUAGAACAGAAAGCUGACACCCAAACUAAUACGUCCCAAGUAAAACAGAAAGCUGACACCCAAACUAAUACGUCCCAAGUAGAACAGAAAGCUGACACCCAAACUCAUACGUCCCAAGUAGAACAGAAAGCUGACAUCCAAACUCAUACGUCCCAAAUAGAACAGAAAGCUGACACCCAAACUAAUAUGUCCCAAGUAGAACAGAAAGCUGACAUCCAAACUCAUACCCCCCAAGUAGAACAGAAAGCUGACAUCCAAACUCAUACGUCCCAAGUAGAACAGAAAGCUGACAUCCAAACUCAUACGUCCAAAGUAGGACAGAAAGCUGACACCCAAACUCAUACGUCCCAAGUAGAACAGAAAGCUGACAUCCAAACUCAUACGUCCCAUGUAGAACACAAAGCUGACAUCCAAACUAGUGUGUCCCAAGUAGAACAGAAAGCUGACAUCCAAACUAGUAUGUCCCGAGUAGAACAGAAAGCUGACAUCCAAACUAAUUUGUCCCCAAAAAGUAUGUCACCACAGAAACAGGAGGAUGACACGACUCAAGACUCAUCGAAUCAAAAGGACAGGAAUGAUCAACAACAGGGAUCCGGCGAUACCUGUAGUGAAUAUACUUGUUACACAGAUAGUCGACCUCACUGUAGUCACAGCAGUUUAAAACAUCAACCACAGGGUACCACAGACUUAGAGGGGGGCCUGACACUGUGGACAGACGUGAACAAGAUUGACGAACUCUCUUGCAAAACGUGUGGCAAUAGAGAUCCGGCCACAUAUUCCUGGAGUCGGAUCCUGUUAGUAGCACUUCCCCCUGUGUUGGUGUUGCAGUUCAACAGGUUUCAGAGGGACUUUGAUGGCAGUCUUAAAAAGAUGAACAGACGAUUAAGUUACCCAGAAUAUCUCGACGCUGCACCAUUUUGUUCUUCUGCUUUGACGUUUUUGAAUGACAAAAGUGGAUCAGACACAGAGCCGGAUACAAUGUAUCGCCUGUAUGGUGUGGUAUGUCAUGUUGGCUCAAUCCAUGGAGGUCACUACACGGCGCAUGUGCGAACGACUGGACACCGAGAAGACGCAAUGGAGAAGAAGUUCCUUAGCAACGAGUGGCGAGAUCCAGAAAGUUUUGUGGAUGAAAUCUUAAAUUUCUGGAAAGAAAUGGAACAACAUGAUAGCAAGUUGGAUGAACAGCAAUUGGUGGAAGUUUCUGCUCCAGAAUCAACCAACGAGACCAAUGACACAUGGUACACAUUCAAUGACACCAUGGUCACAGAAUGUACUCUGGAAACUGUCCUAGGUGAACGGAACGCGUACAUCCUUAUGUACGAACGAGUGAUAAAGCAGUGAUCUCACACCUAUAGCCUACGUCAUCUGUGUGCGGACUUUGAACUAAAAACAAAUAUAUCACGUGGUAUUUCAAUAUUUAUCAAUUGCAAAAGUGUUUAGAAUCUUGCACAAACUAGUUAAAAUAUAUCGAAACACAGCCAAUGUUGCUAAAAUCAUGCUCCGAUUGAAACUAGUCCUUCCCGGCAGCGCGUUAUGACAUACCAUGUCUACCCCAUAGAAUAAUGCCUAAUCAUCACGUUUGAGUUACGUGCCUUCUAUUUCGUGUCAGGCAUGUUCUGUCCGGUGUUUGAUGACCGGUGUUUCCGAAUGCGUUUUUUCCCAUAACGUUAACAUGAUAUCUUUUAUCUGGAAAACCACACGUUUCCAAUAAAAAUACAUUAUGUAUGUCUCUAAUGAGGGAAACAAUCGCAUUAAGUCGCAAAACGUUGUUACAUGACGUCUUCAUUGACAGAUAGACCAAUGAAAUGACGUACAUGGUGUAACUGGGUACCACAAACGUUUACCUACUCCUAAUAGGUUUAAUCCAAUGAGUUUUGUGUGAGGGAAGUUAUAGUGGUUGUGAGAACAAAUAUAUAUAUUGAUGUUGGCCAUGUACGCGGUUCUUUUCACACAAUCACUAGAAAUUCUAA
Messenger RNA from Mizuhopecten yessoensis (Yesso scallop), 3359 nucleotides. Its product is annotated as ubiquitin carboxyl-terminal hydrolase 16-like. Gene Ontology annotation, cellular component: cytosol; nucleus. The record is from RefSeq and is a predicted model, not a curated record. Bases 172 to 2730 code for a protein of 852 amino acids. NCBI's taxonomy places the organism in Eukaryota, Metazoa, Mollusca, Bivalvia, Pectinida, Pectinidae. Gene Ontology annotation, molecular function: cysteine-type endopeptidase activity; cysteine-type deubiquitinase activity. The transcript has 14 exons. Gene Ontology annotation, biological process: protein deubiquitination.